Messenger RNA from Mesorhabditis spiculigera, 1812 nucleotides. NCBI's taxonomy places the organism in Eukaryota, Metazoa, Nematoda, Chromadorea, Rhabditida, Rhabditidae. The record is from the annotation of a GenBank genome assembly.
AUGGGCGACGAGAUCGAACGACGGCUCGUUCGGAAAUCGUUGAAUGACGCGCUACGGGUAAAUGCUAUGAUGAUGAAGAAGGAUGCCCAAGAUUACACGAUAGCCAAGUUGAUUCGAGUAGACGCGCCGGCCAGACGGAAAUGGCUGGAAAGCAUAUUCGACGUUGCGCGUAGACAGAGCCUGAAGGAAAAUUUGCUAUCCCUUGCUGACAUGGAGAACAUCAUGAGUCAAGUCGUCACAACGCGCAGCGAUCGUGCUGCCGCUCUCUUCAAGGCGUAUGAUGUCCCGGAUUUUAUAGACAUCGAAUACUCAACGGCCACAAAAAUUAUGCAAAAGCCCGAACGAAGGGGUCAGGAUAGUGGUGAUGUCCGAAGAAUGACCGACGCCUAUGUGCAACGUUUCCUUUUCGUACAACAAAGGAUUUCUCGACUGACUGCCUUUGCGGGGAUCAAGUUCCAGAAAAUCGAAGACCUGCUGUCAAUUUCCCACCCGGUCGAGCAUACCGUCGUUUUGGCCAUGUUGACACAACAAAAGGCAGACACAUGGCACCUCGAGGACUUGACGGGUACGGUUCAGGUUGAGUUUGCACCUGAUUGCGCGUAUCACGAGGGUCUAUUUUCGGAGGGAUGUGUGAUGAUUUUUGAGGGCACCUAUCAGUCGCUUCUGUUCACGGCAACGAGCGUGGGGCUGGUCCCGGCGGAACGGGCAGAAGAAACACGCAAGGCCUACGGAAAUGCCAACUGGUUUGCCGGGGACGAGAAGCUGUGCUUUAGAAGCAGUAACAAGCUCCGCGUGAUGGCCCAAUACCACGGGAAGGAAUACAUCAUAGCCCUCAGCGAUUUUCACCUUGACAAUCCGAAGGUGCUGACCGCGUUUCGAAAGAUCCUCGACGGCUAUCGAUACCAGCCGCCCAUCGCGUAUAUUUUGUGCGGUAAUUUCUCCUCGCAAUGCCGACAGCCACAAACAAUGGAGGUGCUCCACCGGGGAUUCCGGCACUUAGCCUCGGUGCUCGAGGAAUUCGAGGCCGAUCACGCUGAGACGCACUUUAUCUUCGUGCCCGGUCCCGACGACCCACCGACGCAAUGUGUGACCCCGCGACUUUCGUUGCCCAGCGAGCUAUGCGAUGAGUAUUUGCAGCGGUGGCCAAAAUGUCAAUUCGUCGGAAAUCCGGCUCGCGUCCAGCUGGCCAACUCCGAGAUUGUCGUAUACCGCGAGGACGUAAUCGAGAAGUUAUGCCGACAUGCUGUCAACGUCCCUGCAACGGAACAGGAACUGGCAAAGGCCGCCGUCCAAACGGUCCUCAGCCAGGCUCAUCUGUGCCCGGUGCCCAUCCAUGUAUCGCCCGUGAUAUGGAAUCUCGACCACGCGCUACGAAUGCCAGCACUUCCCGACACGCUCAUUAUUGCCGACAAGUUUCAACCUUUCCAUGAGUCGAGCAAGGAAUGCAACGUCGUCAACCCGGGCCCGUUUUGGGCGACGCCCCAUUCGUUUAUGCUAAUCCGCCCCUACCAGCGCGAGGGCGGGUGCGCGGAAAACAGGGUAUCCCCGUGGCCGCGCCGUCCCGCGAAAAUGCAGCGACUGGUGAUGGUGGUCUUAUGUUCGGCGCUUUUCGCCCAGAUCGCUCAAGCCAACCUAUCUAUCGGGCGACUCGUACUGCUCAAUGGCCCAAGACGAGCAGAGCGCUCGUUGACUGGAAAUCAAAUGGGAAUCCCGGAAGUGGCCAAGCGGGCCCAAUCCCAGCAAAGUGAAGCCUGGCCCAUAUGCUCUACCAGCAUGGAGCGCAUCGCAACUCUCCGGGCCCAACCUCACGGC